UGAUCUGGAUCGUCGCCGGAAUUCCCCUCGUGUCCACGCCAUCGUUUCGGAAGAGACCCCCAAGGAGUCUAUUUCGAUCUCACUGCCAUGGCCUCCAAACCUCCAUCCGGCGCAUCUGCCAGAUCCUGGGAUGGCGUGAAGCCCCCUCUGUCGGAAUGGGUGCUGGAUGCCGUCGCCUCCAUGGGUUUCACUCGGAUGACCCCCGUGCAAGCCUCCGCAAUUCCUCUAUUUAUGGCGCAUAAGGAUGUUGUCGUGGAGGCAGUUACCGGAAGUGGGAAGACUCUAUCUUUCCUGAUUCCCGUGGUGGAGAAGCUCCUGCGUUUGGAGGAGCCCAUCAAGAAGCAUCAUGUCGGUGCUAUUGUUAUUUCUCCGACAAGAGAACUUGCGCUACAGAUCUACAAUGUCUUGAAGUCGUUACUGGCCUUCCACCCUCCAUCCGCCGCCGCCCUGAACCCUUCGGACGAUGAAAAUGCGCCGCGCAAGAAAGAAUCUUCGUCGACCCUCAAAGUCGUUCCACAACUUCUGCUCGGGGGUGGAACUACUCCCGCCGAGGACCUCAGCACCUUCUUGAAACAAUCGCCGAACUUGCUGGUGUCGACCCCGGGUCGUCUGUUGGAAUUGCUCUCCUCUCCUCACGUUCACUGCCCUCAAUCGUCGUUCGAGAUGCUUGUGUUGGACGAGGCAGACAGGCUUUUGGAUCUUGGUUUCAAAGAUACUUUGCAGAACAUCCUGCGUCGCCUACCCAAACAAAGACGUACGGGUCUGUUUAGUGCUAGUAUCAGUGAGGCAGUUGAUCAAAUUGUCCGAGUUGGUCUGCGCAACCCGGUCAAAGUAUUGGUUAAAGUGAAGGGGACUUCGGGUGUGCAGGAUAAGCGCACACCGGCCAGUCUACAAAUGACCUACCUUACCACUCCGCCAUUGCACAAAUUCUCCGCCCUCAAACACAUCCUCUCCACCGUCCAACCGACACCCCAAAAAACGAUCUUCUUCCUUUCGACUUGCUCAGGCGUCGACUAUCUCUCUGCGAUAUUCCCUCUGAUCCUGGGCGAGGAUUUCCAACUGAUCCCACUCCACGGAAAGCACCCCGCGAACGUUCGCGAGAAGAACUUCAACCGCUUCGUCAACUCCGUCACCCCAGCAAUCCUCCUCACCACCGACGUUGCAUCCCGUGGGCUGGACAUCCCCUCCGUUGACCUUGUCGUCCAAAUCGACCCUCCAUCCGACCCGAAGACCUUCAUCCAUCGUUGCGGCCGUGCCGGCCGUGCCGGCCGCAGGGGAAUCAGUGUCGUUAUGCUACACCCGGGACGCGAAGAAGAUUACGUCUCGUUCCUCGAGGUCCGCAAAACUCCCGUGACGCCGUUCCCCCAUCCCAUCUCCGUCUCCGACGCCGAGGCCACCGCCGAUAUCGACACGGCGCGCAAAGCGGUGCUGAAAGACCGCGCCCUGCAUGACCGAGGCCAGAAGGCUUUCGUCAGCUGGCUGAGAAGUUACAGCAAGCACCAAGCAGCUAGUAUUUUCCGUGUCGCGGACCUGGACUGGGAGGGGCUUGGUAAAGCGUGGGCGCUGCUCAAGUUGCCCAAGAUGCCUGAACUGAAGAAGUUCGAAGGCGAUAAGACCCUGGGCAUGGACAUGGACUGGGACACCUUCACAUACAAGGACAAGCAGCGCGAAAAGCGUCGCCAGGAAGUGAUCCGAGAAAACGCCGAGAAUCCCCAGGAGAACUCGACUAAGCGAAAGGCCAGCGAGAGCGUGGCAUGGAGCAACAAGGCUGACAGCAAGAACAAGAAGAUGAAGCGUCGCGAGCAGAAGCAUGCGCGACAGGAGAGGAACAGAUGGGAGAAGAUGACGGAAGAAGAGCGCCAGAAGGUCCGGGAGACAGAGGACAUGGUGGCCCAGAUCAAGGCGAAAAAUGACGAAGAACGCCGACUGAGACGGGAAGCAAAAGCUGGAGGAGGGGACAAGCCUGCUGGUGACGAGGAUGAAUUCGAAGGAUUUGAUGAUUGAGAGAAAAAUGCCUCAUGUGUUGUGAUCGAUGAUACCUACCUUCCUACCUGUACUCUACUUGAUAUCCCGAUUCUUCCUCAACCUGGCUUAUAAGAUUCUCUCUUGUAAAU
Molecule: messenger RNA, 2114 nt
Organism: Aspergillus steynii IBT 23096
Lineage: Eukaryota; Fungi; Ascomycota; Eurotiomycetes; Eurotiales; Aspergillaceae
Gene: spb4
Product: ATP-dependent RNA helicase SPB4
Exons: 3
Coding region: 88-2004 (638 amino acids)
Cellular component (GO): nucleolus
Molecular function (GO): nucleic acid binding; ATP binding; RNA helicase activity
Source: RefSeq, a predicted model, not a curated record